GUUCCCCAACCAAAUGAAACACCUCUUCUCUUCUUUUAAACCCUCCUUUUCACACCUUCUCUUCCUUCUUCCUUCUUCCUUCUUCCUUCUUCUUUCCUUUCUCUCUCUCUCUCACUCUUCCAUCAAAUAACAAGUUAAAUCAUCUCAAAGCAAAGCACUUUCUUCCACAACCUCACACCCUUUUUCUCUCGCAACAAGCAAAACAUCUUACGAAAGAACACUUGGGCUGCACUCAUUUGUUACUUUUUCUUUUUUUUCCCCCUCUCUGUCUUGUUGAUUCUGAUAUUGUCAAAAGUGUCAAAUAUCGUGACUUUAGACAGAGAAAAAAAUGGUUCACUAUCACCGCUACCAUCAACCCAGAAAGGCUUCAGAGUUUGUAAAAGAUGAAGAGUCACAGAAUCUUGUGUUGGAUUGCUCAGGCUCUGGUUACUACAGGAGAACCAGGCCAAAGUUGUUGUCUUUUCUCUUCCUCAUCAGCUUUCUCUCAUGUUGCUAUGUCUUGGCACCUCUUUUCCUUCGGGAUUCUUUCACUUUUUCUCUUUUGUACUCUCCUGGAACUAAAAAUGAUGGGAACGAAGAUGGGGUUGAUGUAAAUGCUUCUUCAUGUUCUUCAGUUUCUAGUGGAACUAUAUGUUGUGAUAGGAGUGGUCAUCGUUCUGAUAUCUGUGUCAUGAAAGGUGAUAUAAGAACACACUCUGCUUCCUCUUCAAUCUUCCUCUACAACUCAAUAAGCACCAACAAUGUUUCAAGGGCUGUUGAUGGCAGAAAAGAUGAAGAGGAUCAGCUACUCCAACAUGAAAAGAUCAAGCCCUAUACUCGAAAAUGGGAGACAAGUGUCAUGGACACCAUUGAUGAAUUGAACCUCAUCUCAAAGAAAGUGAAAUUAGGUAAUGCUCGUCAUUGUGAUGUCCAACAUGAUGUUCCAGCAGUGUUCUUCUCUAAUGGGGGCUAUACUGGCAAUGUUUAUCAUGAAUUCAAUGAUGGAAUCAUACCUUUAUACAUUACUUCCCAGCAUUUUAACAAGAAGGUUGUGUUUGUGAUUCUUGAAUAUCAUAAUUGGUGGCUCAUGAAGUAUGGAGACAUUCUUUCUCAUCUAUCAGAUUUUCCUGCAAUUGAUUUUAGAGGAGACAACAGGACACAUUGCUUCCCUGAAGCCAUUGUAGGUCUUAGAAUCCAUGAUGAGCUAACGGUGGAUUCUGCGUUGAUGGAGGGUAACAAGGGCAUUGCUGAUUUCAGAAACCUUCUGGAUCGAGCUUAUUGGCCUCGGAUUAGGGGCUUGAUUCAAGAUGAGGAAAAGGAAGCAGAAAAGAAAUUGAGAGAGCAAAUCUCUUCAUCCCCAUCAUCAGAAACCUCACAACAAGAGUAUAUUAAGCAAGAGGUGCAAGAAAAUACAUGGAAGAAGCCUAAGUUGGUUAUUCUCUCUAGAAGUGGGUCAAGAGCUAUAACUAAUGAGAAUUUGCUGGUGAAGAUGGCAGAGGAAAUUGGGUUUUUUGUGGAAGUUUUAAAACCUGGAAGAACAACAGAAUUGGCAAAGAUUUAUAGGGUACUCAAUGGAAGUGAUGUCAUGAUUGGGGUUCAUGGGGCUGCUAUGACACAUUUUUUGUUCUUGAGACCAGGUUCUGUGUUUAUUCAAGUGGUUCCUCUUGGUACUACAUGGGCAGCAGAAACUUAUUAUGGGGAGCCUGCAAGGAAGCUUGGUUUGAAAUACAUUGGCUAUGAAAUUCAUCCUAGAGAGAGCUCCUUGUAUGAGAGUUAUGACAAAAAUGAUCCUAUUCUAAGAGACCCUGCAAGCAUUACCAAAAAGGGGUGGGAAUACACAAAGAAGAUCUAUCUUGACAGCCAAAAUGUUAGAUUGGACCUCAAAAGAUUCAGAAAAAGGUUGCAUCGAGCUUAUGAGUACAAAGUCUCCAAAUCAAAUCUGAAUGUUCAACACCAACCACUGUAAAUUUCAAUGGUUUCAUUUACCUCUGUAUGUUCAUUCUUUAAUGUGGAAAAAUUAUAGUUUUGAAGUCUUAAACAUUCUUAUGCAGUCCAAGACAACCUGAAAAGUUCCUAGUGUGAUAUCUUGUGUACAGCAAGCAUUUAGAAAUAUAUACUAGGAUGUGUAAGUAAAAGCAGCAACUUUUGUCAAUUGUCACUUCCCUACAUUUUGGUGUGAAAAACAGUUUGUGUAACAUUGUUUACUUCGGAUUAAUAAACCA
Molecule: messenger RNA, 2201 nt
Organism: Gastrolobium bilobum
Lineage: Eukaryota; Viridiplantae; Streptophyta; Magnoliopsida; Fabales; Fabaceae
Product: xylan glycosyltransferase MUCI21-like
Exons: 3
Coding region: 329-1945 (538 amino acids)
Molecular function (GO): glycosyltransferase activity
Source: RefSeq, a predicted model, not a curated record